AAAACAAAGAAGAAGAAGGAAAAGGAGGCGUUGAGCGUUAAAUUGAAAACAGAAAUGGCGGGGCUUAUCAGCUGCUGUUAGCGCCACAACUGUGAAAAUGUAACGACCGGCCAGCUGUUUAAGGUGCUCAAGGUUGGGCAGAAGAUUUUCUGAACCUAAAAUCAGAGGUCAAUAAGAAGAAAAAAGUAUGUAGCCUUUAGUAACGAGUGUUAAAUUUGUAUUUAGCGAUUCCGUUAGCCAGAAGCCAGUGAAGGAUUUUGUUUUUUGUUUAUGUCAACACGCUGUUGUGUUUCUGCUGAGAUUUUAAUACGCAGUUUGCUCUGUGACAACCUUAACUGUCCGUCAAACUCCCAACUAUUACUUUAAUUAGUCUCUAACAGCUGGCCACAGCCAAGAAACUCGUGACAUCUAUCGACUGACCACACAGCUGGAUGACUUCAAGCGGUGGCAAUAAUGCCCGCAAACGGGAAAGUCAUUCCCCACACCCCGCUGGCCGUGGACUUCUGGCAUGUGCGGAAGUGUCCGGGUACCCGGCUGUUUUUUCUGUCCCACAUGCACAGCGACCACACGACAGGUCUGACGUCCACGUGGAGCAAUCGUCCCAUCUACUGCUCACCUAUCACCGCCACUCUGUUGAAACUCAAGCUGCAGGUGAAAGAACAGUGGAUCCAUCCUUUAGAAGUGGGUGAGCCAUACCUACUCCCACUGGAUGAUAUUGGCAAGGAGAGGCUCACGGUCACACUGAUAGAUGCCAACCACUGUCCAGGGGCUGUCAUGUUUCUAUUCGAAGGCUACUUUGGCUCCAUUCUAUACACUGGCGACUUUAGAUACACUCCUUCAAUGCUGCGUGAGCCAUGCUUAAGGACCUACGCCACUAUAGAUGUGCUGUACCUGGACAACACUAACUGUGACCCCAACCGUACCCUGCCAUCAAGACAGCGAGCCACUCAACAGAUUAAGGAGAUUAUUCGCAGCCACCCCAGCCACAAUGUUAUCAUAGGCCUUUAUUCUUUAGGUAAAGAGUCCCUGCUAUUGGAGCUGGCGAUGGAAUUUAAAUCCUGGGUUGAGGUGAGCUUUGAGAGAAUGGAGACCCUUAAAGCUCUGGAGCUGCCUGAUGUCUUCACUACUGAGCCAGGGGCCGGCCGUAUCAGAGCUGUGGACCAGUCAGAGAUUUGUGCCUCUGCUUUGCACCAGUGGAACAAAGAACAACCAACUUUGGCCAUCUUGCCCACCAGCAGGCCCCUGAUCUCUUUCCACCCUGAUGUCCAUGUAGUACCCUAUUCAGAUCACUCCUCCUACCAAGAGCUGGAGGAUUUUGUGUCAGCACUUAAACCUACCUGCCUUAUACCCAUUGUAGGAAAAUGUGUACCUGGAAGUCUUUCUGCCUUACUCCCUCACAAAAAACGCCAUGAAAUCCUGGUACCAGAGUCAGUCCGACACUACAUGUCGAGAGAGCCUGAGAGGCAACUCGGCUCAUCAGCAUACACUAGCCUUCGCCGCAAACACUUCCAUCCUCUUGUUCCUAAAGGAGUGGUAUUUGAGUCUCCUGUAAGGGGAUCUGGGAAGUCAUGUGAAGAACCCUGGGAGGCAGAGUGUGUGGAGCACGAUGCAUCUGGGGAAGAGACAGAAACAGAAAGUAGUGAAAAGGACUCUAACUGUAUCCUCCUGGACCUGAGCAAAGAACUCACCCCCAGCAGAAAUGGAAGAGGGGCUGGAGAUCUGUGGAACCUCAACAUCGUCCAGACAGUCACAGAAGAAAGAGUGAGGGAAGGGUCGACGCCACUGAGCGAAAUCGCAUCGAGCCGCUUCUCUCCAGUGGAGAUUCUGGCAAACCCCAAUGCCUGCUUGAAGCCCAGCGUGACCACAACGUUGUCUUUAGAAACAAGUGCCAAAAUAAUCAAUAACCAGCACAGUGAGUGUGAGAACAACCACACAUUGCCAAUUAAAAAUACCAUGAGUCAGCACUGCGGGAUUGAUCAGAACGACAGCGUGACAUUAUUUCAGAACAGCCCUGAUAAUGAUUCCUGUGCUUCAUCCAGCCCACUGGCUUUGCUGAACUAUGCGUAUAUAGAGGAGCUUGAAAACAGACUUUUAAAGAACCUCCCCUUCUCAGAGGAGGACUUCAAGAGCUGCGGCCUCCUGCAGAAAGGUUUUGUGCAGCAGUUUACCCCUUCACCUUUACAGUGUUCAAAAGACGAUGACCUCUCAGACUGAUUUUUGUUUGUGGUAAUUUUGAGGUUGAAGUUUUUGCCUUCUUUUAGAGGCCUUUUUGUAGUUUUGUGUCAUCAUAAGCACUUAAAGCACUUAUCCUACUCACACCUGCGCUUUAAUUCCUUGUGCUAUUUCUAUUUUUUUCUUCUGUUGUUGUUGUUGUGGCCUGGAAACUGAAAAGGUUAUUGAGCAGGAACAGCUACGUGAUGGUUUUGUUUUUUGUUUCUUUAAGCUUUGCCCUCAAGUUCCUUGUUUCUGUGUAAGAUCGACAGAAAAUAAUUAUUUCUCAUUUGGAAGACAUUUUAUCCGUUUGUUGGUCGGGAAAAACUAAUCAGUGACUUUUUGUAUGGACAAAGCUGAGGCACAUUUUUCAGUAUUAUGUGUUGGUCAUUUUCACACUUUGUCUGGGUGUACAUGCUUCAGCUAUACCGAACUAUGGGGAUACGUGUUAAGAACCCGCACUGCACCAUGGGCCACUUUUGAGAAUAGUGAUAAUUCUCAGUUUCUCUGUAAACACCACUGUUUAUAGUUUAGUUUCACUCCUGUGUCCUUCUUUGUAUAUUAAGAGAUCAGCCUCAUGUUAUUGUUUACUGGGUGCUUUUUUUCCUUUUGUUUUUUUUUUUUUGUUGUUGUUUUUUUUUGUAUGCAUCACAAUUUAGUUUAAUUAUUGCUCGUGGAUACCACUGAUGCUGCGUGAUGCAACUCAACAUCCAUGUGAAUAAACAUUUUCUCAAAAUGUGGA
Molecule: messenger RNA, 2953 nt
Organism: Oreochromis niloticus (Nile tilapia)
Lineage: Eukaryota; Metazoa; Chordata; Actinopteri; Cichliformes; Cichlidae
Gene: dclre1b
Product: DNA cross-link repair 1B
Exons: 4
Coding region: 454-2214 (586 amino acids)
Biological process (GO): telomere maintenance; interstrand cross-link repair; double-strand break repair via nonhomologous end joining
Molecular function (GO): 5'-3' DNA exonuclease activity; damaged DNA binding
Source: RefSeq, a predicted model, not a curated record